This is a messenger RNA of Eucalyptus grandis, 726 nucleotides long. Its product is annotated as classical arabinogalactan protein 9-like. The record is from RefSeq and is a predicted model, not a curated record. Bases 1 to 726 code for a protein of 241 amino acids. The transcript has 2 exons. Lineage: Eukaryota; Viridiplantae; Streptophyta; Magnoliopsida; Myrtales; Myrtaceae.
AUGUUACCAGGGGGCCUCGCCGCCCUGUCGCCGUCGAACCCCGCCGUCGCCGUCGUCGAUCUCCGUCCGCGAGCGCUCGAGCCGCGAGCCCCGACGACUGCGCCGCCCGACGCUGAGCCCCGGAGCCUCGACGACACGCCGCUCGCUCCGGCCCGCGACCCGCCGCCUCCGCCUCACCUCGCCCGUGCACGCCUGCAGGGGAAGCCCCUGACGCCGCGCCAAUCCCUGCCGUUGCAACCCUCCUCUCAGAUCUGUCUCCGCCGUCGAUCCCAAGCCACCGGUGACCUAGAGCCGCGGGUGAGCCGAGAUCCCGCCGGAGUCCCUCCGCCCGCAAAUCCGAGGUCCCCGACGACGAAGGCCCGAACCCGGCUCGAGGCUUCCCUUUCACCGGUGCCGAGCCUCGUUGAAGACCCACAUCCGACGCUGUUGCCCUUGCUCCUCGCCGCGACGCUCGCCCCCGAUCCGGUUCUCUCACUGGACGCCGCGCCCAACAGCCCGAUCCAGACGCCGGAGCUCCUCAUCGCAGCCACCGAGGCCUCCCGCCGUCCCCGCAGCGCCCCGCCGGCCGAAGCCCGUGAUCCGAGCGCCCCGACGCAGCCCCCGCGACGCAGCCCGUGCCGCCCGACGCCGCCUCCGCUUCGCCUCCGGCCGAGCAGACCCGCGACGCUCCCCGCCGCCUCGCCGCCGACACGCCGCUCCGGAGCCUCGCGGAACCCUAGCCGGUGA